Molecule: messenger RNA, 2013 nt
Organism: Vollenhovia emeryi
Lineage: Eukaryota; Metazoa; Arthropoda; Insecta; Hymenoptera; Formicidae
Product: serine protease gd-like
Exons: 2
Coding region: 719-1204 (161 amino acids)
Biological process (GO): proteolysis
Molecular function (GO): serine-type endopeptidase activity
Source: RefSeq, a predicted model, not a curated record
UUUGGAGAAGUAAGAUCUGUGGCUAUCAAAUGCAGAAAAAAAAUCAAAAAUUCAUCGACUAUCUUCGGAGACACACUGAGUUUUAUAAAAAAAAAUGUCAAAAAUGUCAACAAAAAUUCACUUUUUUAUUUUAUUUCUCGAAAACUACGCUACCGCCAGAUAAGUGUGAUACAUUUUCUGAAAGGUCUCGGCAAUACCUUUUCAACAAGCCCUAAUCAAAAAUAAUCCGACGAGUAUUUCCAAAGUUACGCUAAUUUACAUGACUCCCGCUCGAAACCCAAACAAAAUUUUUUCAAACGGCUGCCAUUUCUCAGGGAAGCGAUUUUCGACAAAAACUCAAAUGGAUGUUUCGUCUUAGAAUUGUCCAAGGAAUACGCCCCUGAAGUUAAGCUACUCAUCACUGGACCACCCUGUAUAUGUAUGUACAUACGCGUAUCGUCUAUGUCGUGCACGACUUUUCUACGACGCAACAAUAGCUGAUAUCGAGUUGGGGCACAUUGUGUAUCCGCCAAACAGAGUACCGCUAUCGCAGAAUUUUCAGCCGUGGCAUCGAAAUUCGAGUAACUAUCGCAUAAUCUAUCCGACUUACCAUAGUAACAUCGAAUGCGGUGUGACCAGCUAUUAUACCGAUAACACAAAUAGGCUGAUCCCCAAUGGCGAAACUUCGUCGCCGGGCCAGUGGCCGUGGAUAGUUGCAGUCUACCAUAUUCGAAACCAAAUGUAUAAGACAGUAUACGAAUUUCGGUGUGGUGGCUCUAUUUUGACAAAUAGGCACAUAUUAACAGCUGGGCGUUUUGUAAUGUAUAACUCUAAUAGGACUAUACCAGCCAAGGUAUUGGAGGUAAUUGUAGGGCACAUUGACCUGAGCAAGAUUCGCAGAGAUGGUAUUGCCAAUCCGGAGGUUGCGGGCUACAUUAUCCAUCCCGACUUCGUGUAUAAGGACAAUAGCGCCAGCUUCGAUGUGGCUGUUUUGACUCUCAAGAAACCCAUCGAGUUCAACCCUUUAAUUAAACCUAUUUGCUUAUGGUACGGUUCGAACGUUCUCGACGAUAUCGUCCAGGAGACUGGAUACGUCGUGGGAUGGGGAGAAGACAUGUCGGGUCGCCGUAAUGUUCGGGAACAACGGAUAGUGAAAGUGAAGAUAGUGAGCCAAGUAAGCACACUGAGAACCGGCUUUUCCACUUUCUUUGUUCGAUCAAUAUAGAAAUUAAACUUCAAUCACAAACGAGGUUUCCUAAAACACGGCGUCCCACAUGUAUUUGGUGGUACGUCGGUGACAACGUUUCCGAUAUAACACAAUUUCGCACAGUAGCAAGACUUUAACUAUGUAUAAAAAAUGUUUAUGUAUUCCGCGCUAUCGAUGUAUAAUAGAAUCUCAUUGCGUGAAUGGAUCCAUAUUGUUGCACAAAUUACAGGAGACCUGUCUCUGGCGGAAUAAAGCAUACCUUGGUAUCACUUCGGAGCGCACCUUUUGCGCCGGUGGGCUAGAAGUCGGUCCUUGCAACGGUGACAAAGGGAGCGGGAUAGUGCUCUAUAACAAUAUCACAGGCCGUUAUCACUUACGCGGCCUUCUUGCAUCGACUUUGCGUCCUACAGAUAACUCUUCGCUUUGCGAUGAUAGGGCAUUCACUGUCUACGUUGAUACAUAUAACCAAAUACGUACCCUGGAUUCAUCAACAGAUUUCGACGUAUCGCUGAUCUCUCGCCGCUAAAUACAAUACGUGCUGUAGACAAGUAUUUUUAAGUGAAGUUUAUUCGUAACUAGCAUUUAUGGACAAUUGCACCGAAGACAGUUAUGAAUUUUACUUUCGAUUCUUUACGGCUAGUUCUCCUCUUGUAAUGCGGCAACUUUGAUAUUAAGGCAGAAUACAUCAGUAACAUACGCUGCGCUGUAACUAACUGCCAAAGUAGACUUAUAAAUAAUGAAGAAUAAAAUUACGAUACAUGUUACAAUAUGCGUACCAAUACGUACGUUCAAUAUUUUUCGAAACUCGGUAAAAAACACAUGUAUUA